Molecule: messenger RNA, 1156 nt
Organism: Poecilia reticulata (guppy)
Lineage: Eukaryota; Metazoa; Chordata; Actinopteri; Cyprinodontiformes; Poeciliidae
Source: RefSeq, a predicted model, not a curated record
GUUCUAUGAUAAAAAGACAGUCAGCGGUCAUACUCUGUAGGAACAUGUCGAAUGGAAACUGUGAACCUUUAUCCUUUAAUAAGUAGUAGAGCACCUUAAGACCAUAAUUGAGAUCACUUCCGCUUCUCGAAGUUGCCAUGGCAGCACUUUCAAACAAAAGAUGGAGCUUAACACAGCCGAGCGCUUUUACGAUUUCCUCACUAACUUUAAAGACUAUCAAGAUUAUCUGGACUCGAAAAUCACUCCAACGGAUUUAUUUUAUUUAAAAAGCAGGGAGUUGGCCCGCGAGCUGGUGGAGCACAGCCACAAGGGCAUGAUCCUGAGCAGGGAGGAAUUCGAGGAGAGGAAAGCAGCUGCAGAGGCUGCAAAGACUGAACAGAGCAGCGUUUUCUACAGCAGGAGCCGCCCAAAGACACUGGCAAGUGCAGGAAAGGAGCUCAAGGAUAACUUCCUGAAGGCCCUGGCAGAGCGAGAAGAGGCCAACCGCACUGGGAAAAUGACUUCGGUCAUUUUCAUAAGGGAUUAUAAUACUCUUGGACAGGAGGUAUCUGGAUAUAUAGACUACGCCCACAGGCUCAAGACACAAGAUUUUGAACCAUAUUUCUGUGGAAAGAAAAGGCUCAUGCCAGGACCCUCAGAUUUAUGUUUCUCACCUUGUGUUCAUCCCAAACACCCAUCUUGUGGCCCUGAACUCUUCCUCCUCCCCAACAACCCGUAGGCGUGAGUCACUGGACGAGUAUGCCUGGAGGUGCAACCGACUCCCUAAUGACGCUUUUAUGAGGCUUCCCCCCUCAUCAGGUCUCCCUUCCCUCCCAUUGGGGUGACACAUGCCUUCACACGCCGCCUCAGUCUCCAGCUUGAUCAGAUUUACACAUCUCUCUCUCCGUCUUUAUUUUUUAACUUCUCGUAGCUCAUGUGUCAUUCUCCGCUAUCUGCUCUUCCUCCUCCGCCCGUCUCAGCCUCCCCCCGUGACUUUUUUGGUCUCUGUCGGGAACAAUAACACACAGUGUGGUUGCCGCUAAGAGGGAGCAGAUGCUGGAGCUGCUGCCCACUCGGUGCACUAAACCUCCCACCGCAGGACUCUGAAUCCCGUCCCUCCAACUCCUCCUCCUCCUCCACAGCCACAGUGACACCAGCGCCAGCUCCUGCCUACACA